AUGGCCGUCUCCUCGUCGGCGCUCAUCCUCCUCCUUGCCGCGGCCCUCACCACGGGGGCUAGCGCCAGGAGCUUCUCCAUCACGAACCGCUGCUCCUUCACUGUGUGGCCGGCGGCCACCCCGGUGGGCGGCGGACGGCAGCUCAACAACGGCCAAACUUGGAACCUCGACAUCCCCGACGGCACCAGCUCCGCCAGGAUCUGGGGCCGCACCGGCUGCAGCUUCAACGGCAACAGCGGGAGAUGCAGCACCGGCGACUGUGGCGGCGCGCUCUCCUGCACCCUCUCCGGCCAGCCCCCGCUGACUUUGGCGGAGUUCACCCUCGGUGGCGGCACAGACUACUACGACAUCUCGGUGAUCGACGGGUACAACCUCCCCAUGGACUUCUCCUGCAGCACCGGCGUCAACAUCCAGUGCCGCGACUCCAGCUGCCCCGACGCCUACCACCAGCCCAACGACGAUACCGAUCACCAUCACCAACCGGUGCUCCUAAUGGUGUGGCCGGCGGUCACACCAGUGGGCUUGUGGACCGAGCUGCACGCAGGGCCCAACUGGACCAACGACGCGCUGGUGAUCACGAACGCCACCACGACCGUCUGGUGGCGCACGGGCUGCUUCUUCGACAAGGCCAACAGGUGGCAGUGUCGGACCGGCGACUGCAACAGUAGCGUGCCGUGUGAGGGCGACCCAGUAGCGCCGGUGACCAAGGCCGAGGUCUCCGUCUUGGAGGGAAGCUACUAG
Messenger RNA from Triticum turgidum subsp. durum (durum wheat), 741 nucleotides. NCBI's taxonomy places the organism in Eukaryota, Viridiplantae, Streptophyta, Magnoliopsida, Poales, Poaceae. The record is from the annotation of a GenBank genome assembly.